Messenger RNA from Lotus japonicus, 1404 nucleotides. RefSeq lists its product as uncharacterized. Bases 1 to 1404 code for a protein of 467 amino acids. The record is from RefSeq and is a predicted model, not a curated record. NCBI's taxonomy places the organism in Eukaryota, Viridiplantae, Streptophyta, Magnoliopsida, Fabales, Fabaceae. The transcript is spliced from 2 exons. Gene Ontology annotation, molecular function: RNA-DNA hybrid ribonuclease activity; nucleic acid binding.
AUGCCUUUUGGUUUGAAAAAUGCGAGAGCCACAUACCAGCGUCUCAUGGAUAAAAAAAUUUCAAGCCAAGUUGGCAGGAAUAUGGAGGUAUAUGUGGAUGACAUGAUCGUCAAGUCCGCCAGGGCUGGUGACCAUGGCGAUGAUCUUAAGGAGGCAUUUGCCCAAUUAAGAAAAUAUCGAAUGAAGUUAAAUCCCGAGAAAUGUUCAUUUGGGAUUCAAGGGGGAAAGUUCCUGGGAUUCAUGUUAACGUCAAGGGGGAUAGAAGUAAAUCCAGAUAAGGGCAAGGCGAUUUUGGAAAUGAAAAGCCCAACAAGUGUAAAGGAGGUACAACGUUUCACAGGACGCAUGGCUGCCUUAGCACAUUUUUUGCCAAUGGCGGGAGACAAAGCGGCUCCGUUCUUCAACUGUUUGAAAAAGAACUCAAAGUUUCAAUGGACCGAGGCAUGCGAACAAGCUUUUAUCAAGUUGAAAGAAUCAUUAGCAACGCUACCGGUACUAUCCAAGCCCACGCCAGACGUUCCUUUGACGCUCUAUUUGGCAGUCACCGAUAAGGCGGUACUCCAGAAACCCGAUUUGUCAGGACAGUUGGUCAGCUGGUCAGUCGAGUUGUCAGAAUAUGAUAUACAGUAUCAGCCAAGGGGCCAAGUUAAAAUCAAAAGUUUGAUCGACUUUGUGGCGGAGUUAACGCCCACAGAAGGCGAGAAAACUCAGGGGGAGUGGGUCCUGUCUGUUGAUGGAUCCUCCAAUGACACGGGAAGUGGGUCUGGGAUAACUAUCGAAAGCCCAGAUAAGAUGGUCAUCGAGCAAUCUCUGAAAUUCGAGUUUAAGGCGAGCAACAACCAAUCCGAAUACGAGGCAUUAAUCGCCGGCUUAAGGCUCGCCAUCGAAUUAGGCGUCCAGGAGUUGUUUAUCAAAGGGGAUUCGCAAUUGGUUGUUAAGCAGGUAAAAGGCGAGUAUCAAGUGAAGGAUCCGCAACUUUCUAAAUACUUGGAAGUGGUACAUAGAUUAAUGAUGGAGAUAAAAAAUAUCAGGAUAGAACAUGUUCCAAGAAGUCAAAAUGAGAGGGCUGAUGUGCUAGCAAAAUUGGCCAGUACAGGGCGAUUGGGCAAUUAUCAAACAGUCAUCCAAGAAACCCUUCCUCGCCCAAGUAUUGACUUGGUGGAAGUUAAGUUAAAAGCGGUGAAGUCAGUGAUUGAAGGCGAGCCUACGUGGAUGGAGUCAAUCAAGAUUUUUCUUAAAAAUCCUCCAAAGGAUGACGAUCUGAACACGAGAGAAAAACGUAGGGAGGCUAGUUUUUAUACUUUGGUAGACGGUGAGUUAUAUCGGCGGGGAAUUAUGUCUCUUAUGCUCAAAUGCGUUGACACUAGGGAUGCCCCGGGAAUAAUGGCGGAAGUUCAUGAAUGA